This is a messenger RNA of Numida meleagris (helmeted guineafowl), 780 nucleotides long. It is a transcript of the gene MRPL40, whose product is annotated as mitochondrial ribosomal protein L40. Gene Ontology annotation, cellular component: mitochondrial ribosome; mitochondrial large ribosomal subunit. The transcript has 4 exons. The record is from RefSeq and is a predicted model, not a curated record. The annotation marks the transcript as partial. NCBI's taxonomy places the organism in Eukaryota, Metazoa, Chordata, Aves, Galliformes, Numididae.
GCUCCGGGCUCGGCCCCUGCCUGUGAGCGCUCUCGGCUGCCGCAGCUGCCUCUGUUCCGAGGGAGCCACUGGGACACGGCGGUGCUGGCCGGCAGGGCGUCGGUCCCCGCGAGAGCUCAACCAAAGAAAAAAAAGAAAGUGGAUCCAAAGAGAGAGCAAGCGCAGAAGGAUCGUGUGAAAAAGAAGAUUAAAAAGCUGGAAAAAGCUGCUCCAGAGCUGAUUCCUAUUGAGGAUUUUGAAACCCCACUGAAGUAUUCAGAUAGCAACAGGGUGCGAAGCCUUCCCCCUCUCUCAUUUGAGGAGACCGAAAGAAGAGUUUUACUUAUGAAAAAGUGGUCUGUGUAUAAGCAGAAACAAGACAAGGCAGAGAAGGAAGCAAUUCGGAGCCUUGUAGAAGCUCAACAAGAGGCACUAAGAGAACUGCGCCUGGAAUCUGAGGAGCUCUACCAGGCAGCAGUCAGACGAGAUGAGGAGCUUUUCCCCUUUGAGAGAGAUGGACCUGAUUAUACCCCACCACUUCCUGGUUAUGAUCCUCCUGAAGGAAAGUGCAUUGAUAUCACCAAAGUGUACACGCAGUGACGGAGUUCACUGUUCAUCUGGCAUCAGCUACUCGGCCACUGAAGAACGGGAUGAGUUACCAGUUCCUUUUGCAUGUUAAAACACAGUAGGUGUGUGACUAAGAACGAAUGAAUAGAAAAUCCACUAAGUGUAUGAUUUGAUUUUUUUGAACGGGCCAGCUGUGUAAUAAAACAUCCAGCAGAGCUGCACCUCAUCGCUCCA